Messenger RNA from Lactuca saligna, 546 nucleotides. The record is from the annotation of a GenBank genome assembly. Lineage: Eukaryota; Viridiplantae; Streptophyta; Magnoliopsida; Asterales; Asteraceae.
AUGGUUAAAUCGGCAUCGCUAAAGGCGUCGCCCCUAAAAGGUGGCCUUUUUGUUCCCCUCCAGGUAGCAGAUCGCAGAUCAGGUACCACCUCCACUCCAUUUCUCUCUCGUUCUUCCGAUGAUUUCAACGUUUUUCCGGCGACUGGAGACUCAUUUUGCAUCUUCCAUCGACUAUUAACCAUUGGUGCACCCCACUUCUUCAACCAGAGUGAUUUCCAGCUCCUCACCGGCAUACCUGCUCCACCGGCGACGUUCCGAGUUUCCCACGCACUUCUCAACCGACAAAGGAGAUAUCCCCAUUACAACCACCAAGCACCGCCACUACUGCUUGUCUUGUCUCCGGUGAAUUCCCAACCGUCACUGCCGCCAUCUCCACCGUUUUCAGCUCUAGUUCUACAACCACAACGACAGGAUGUGGAUGUUAACGCUUUUCUCCAAAACCCGGCGUUUGUGACUGCACUUGGAGAUAUUAUCCGCUCAUUUAGCAAACAAGUUGACAAUGCGACCAACAACGACGAAGAAAACGAUGAUGGAGACAACGAUUAA